GCGGCUUCGGUGCGCGCGCGAAUGCGCAAGCCCGCGCGCGCCUCCCCCUUGCCCCCCUCUCGCGCGCGCACACACGCACACUUCGUCUCCAGCUCUCUGCUCGCUCGCCUCGCAGUCACAGACACUUGAGCACACGAGUACACCCAGACAUCUUCGGGCUGCUAUUGGAUUGACUUUGAAGGUUCUGUGUGGGUCGCCGUGCCUGCAGCUUUGAAUCAGGUGGAGAAGCACUUCAAGGCUGGACAAAGUAAAGAUUAUUGUUAUUUUUUUUCUUUCUCCUCCUCUCUUUUAAGAAAGGAAAAUAUUCCAAGGACUAAUCUGGUCGUGUCUUCCUUCAUCAGGAACGAAUGCAGGGAUUUGGGAACUGAGCUGCGCACGUGCUGAAGAAGGAAACUUGUUUGAAGGAAGCAGGAAAGAGAAAGAAAAGGAAGGAAAAAAUACAUAAUUUCAGGGACGAGAGAGAGAAGAAACACGGGGACUAUGGGGAGAAAAAAGAUUCAGAUCACGAGGAUUAUGGAUGAGCGUAACAGACAGGUGACUUUUACGAAGAGGAAAUUUGGAUUGAUGAAGAAGGCUUAUGAGCUGAGCGUGCUGUGUGACUGUGAGAUUGCACUGAUCAUCUUCAACAGCACCAACAAGCUGUUCCAGUACGCCAGCACUGACAUGGAUAAGGUGUUGCUCAAGUACACAGAGUACAACGAGCCGCACGAGAGCCGGACGAACUCAGACAUUGUGGAGACAUUGAGAAAGAAGGGCCUCAAUGGCUGUGACAGCCCAGAUCCCGAUGCAGACGAUUCAGUAGGUCACAGCCCUGAGUCUGAGGACAAGUACAGGAAAAUUAACGAAGAUAUUGAUCUAAUGAUCAGCAGGCAAAGAUUGUGUGCUGUUCCACCUCCCAGCUUUGAGAUGCCAGUUACCAUCCCAGUGUCCAGCCAUAACAGUUUGGUAUACAGCAAUCCUGUCAGCACACUGGGAAACCCCAAUCUUCUGCCACUGGCCCACCCGUCUCUGCAGAGGAAUAGUAUGUCUCCUGGUGUAACACAUAGACCUCCAAGUGCAGGUAACACAGGUGGUCUGAUGGGUGGAGACCUUACAUCCGGUGCAGGCACCAGUGCAGGGAAUGGAUACGGCAACCCCCGGAACUCACCAGGCCUGCUGGUCUCACCUGGUAACCUGAACAAGAAUAUACAAGCCAAAUCUCCUCCCCCUAUGAAUCUAGGAAUGAAUAAUCGUAAGCCAGAUCUCCGCGUUCUUAUCCCACCUGGCAGCAAGAACACGAUGCCAUCAGUGUCUGAGGAUGUGGAUCUGCUGUUGAAUCAAAGGAUAAAUAACUCCCAGUCGGCUCAGUCAUUGGCUACCCCAGUGGUUUCCGUAGCAACUCCUACUUUACCAGGACAAGGAAUGGGAGGAUAUCCAUCAGCCAUUUCAACAACAUAUGGUACUGAGUACUCUCUGAGUAGCGCAGAUCUGUCAUCUCUGUCUGGCUUCAACACUGCCAGUGCGCUCCACCUCGGCUCUGUAACUGGCUGGCAGCAGCAGCACCUACAUAACAUGCCGCCAUCUGCCCUCAGUCAGUUGGGAGCUUGCACUAGCACUCAUUUAUCUCAGAGUUCAAAUCUCUCCCUGCCUUCUACUCAAAGCCUCAACAUCAAGUCAGAACCUGUUUCUCCUCCUAGAGACCGUACCACCACCCCUUCGAGAUACCCACAACACACGCGCCACGAGGCGGGGAGAUCUCCUGUUGACAGCUUGAGCAGCUGUAGCAGUUCCUAUGAUGGGAGCGACCGAGAGGAUCACCGGAACGAAUUCCACUCCCCCAUUGGACUCACCAGACCUUCGCCGGACGAAAGGGAAAGUCCCUCAGUCAAGCGCAUGCGACUCUCUGAAGGAUGGGCAACAUGAUCACAUUAUUACUUAAUAGUUUUUUUUUUCUUGCAGUGUGUGUGUGUGCUAUACCUUAAUGGGGAAGGGGGGGUCGAUAUGCAUUAUAUGUGCCGUGUGUGGAAAAAAAAAAAGUCAGGUACUCUGUUUUGUAAAAGUACUUUUAAAUUGCCUCAGUGAUACAGUAUAAAGAUAAACAGAAAUGCUGAGAUACGCUUAGCACUUGAGUUGUACAACAGAACACUUGUACAAAAUAGAUUUUAAGGCUAACUUCUUUUCACUGUUGUGACCCUUUGCAAAAUGUAUGUUACAAUAGAUAGUGUCAUGUUGCAGGUUCAACGUUAUUUACAUGUAAAUAGACAAAAGGAAACAUUUGCCAAAAGCGGCAGAUCUUUACUGAAAGAGAGAGCAGCUGUUAUGCAACAUAUAGAAAAAUGUAUAGAAGUUUGGACAGACCCGGCAAGUGGUGACCAACGGUAACUGUAGGAACAUGCCGGUCACCUAACAUCCAAGCACGCUCACAAACCUGCAGGCAUAUCAUUGGCGUACGGCACUCAUUCAAAAGGAUCAGAAACCAUUCAGAGAGGACCAUACCUACCUUAAAAGAAAAGAGAAGAAAGGAAAGGAAAGAAAAGGAAAGGAAAGAAAAGGAAAGGAAAAAAAGUGUGGCGUUUGAGAGCUAACAUAUUUAAUUAAAUAAAUCUGGGUCUGCAUCUCUUAUUAAAUAAAAAUAUAAAAAUAUGUACAUUACAUUUUGCUUAUUUUCAUAUAAAAGGUAAGAAAGAGUUUGCAAAGCAUUUGUGGCUUUUUGUAGUUUACUUAAGCCAAAAUGUGUUUUUCCCUCAAUAGCUUCGCUAAUAUUUUAAACAGUCCUGUAAAAACCCACCAAGGACUUUUUGUAUAGAAAGCACUACCCUAAGCCAUGAGGAUCUCCAUGCUUUGCUAACCAAGAUAACUGUUUUCUCUUUGUAGAAGUUUUGUUUUUGAAAUGUGUAUUUCUAAUUAUAUAAAAUAUUAAGAAUCUUUUAAAAAUCUGUGAAAUUAACAUGCUUGUGUAUAGCUUUCUAAUAUAUAUAAUAUUAUGGUAAUGGCAGAAGUUUGUUUUCUUAAUAGCGGGAGGGGGGUAUAUUUGUGCAGUUGCACAUUUGAGUAACUAUUUUCUUUCUGAUUUCUUUUACUCUGCAUACAUUUUAUAAGUUCAAGGUCAGCUGUCAAAAGGAUAAGCUGUGGGGUUAGAACAUAUUACAUUGCAACAUCCUAAAUUGUUUUUAAAACGUCAGCAAACUAUUGGGUCAACUGACAUCCAUUGUAUAUACUAAUUGGUUUCUUUCAAACUAUUUUUGUUUUUGUUUUUUUGGUUUUGUUUUCUUUUGUUGGUUUCUUUUCAUUUUAUCAAAAGCAGGGCCCCUUUCAGAUCCCUCCAUUUCACCACACAUCUUGGAAUUCUGUAAGUUUGUAUCCUAACUUGCCCAUAUUCUAAAUUUACAUAGUUCAUUUUCAGCCUUGAGUUUGAUGUUUUUUAGAAAUAUGCCCAGAGUAAGAAGCUGUGUUGGAGCCUAAGUCCUGCAAGCUGGGUCCUGGGGGCGACUGGCCUGCUUUACUUCAUGGAUAAGUUACAGAGUUCUGGAGGAGAACAAGGUGAAAGACUGGGUGCUGGAGAGGAAGAAAACAGUUAAAGGAUAGUUACUUGGCGUCCACCUUCAUGAUUUUAACUGACCCAUAACAAUGUUGUCAGCAGUAUAGGACUGUUGAACAGCCUGAUGUGUCAGGACCCCCAAAUGUCACUUCUGCAUAAAGCAUGUAUGUCACCUAUUUUUUCUUCAAUAAAGAAAUUUAACAGCCAUUUCAAGAAAUCCCACUUUAAAAGAAACCUUUCUCUAUGUCCCCCUCUUUUUUUUAAUUUUCAAGAUAAUUUAACUCUUGUCUAAUAUUCUUGUGUAAGGGAUUAAUUUUCAGGCCCCUUUAAAAGUGAGUGCCAUAAAGAGUCAAUAUAUAGUGUUGAAGUGAUAUUUCAGGCUAGGAAUGAUUCCCUUCUCUUGGAAUGUGAAGAUCUGUCGAUCAUCCUGUCAUUAAUCCUGGCAUACAGAACAAAGAAUGCAGUAACAUUAGUCCUGCCAGGUCAAGGGUAGGACGUGCUUAUCCAGUUUUUUCCCCUUUACCUGCAUAGUUGCUACAUGUUUCUCACUGUAAAAGGCUGCCGCUGGGUGGCAGAAGCCAAAAGACCUUAUUAACGAGGCUAUAUUUUUCUUAACUUGAUCUGCAAUCCAGAAUUAGACCACAAUGCACCUUUGGUGGUAUCCGUAUAGAAUGCUAGCCUGCCUUGUAGUAAUGUUUUAUAUAUUAAAAACAAAAUAAAGACAUCAACCAUUUCACAUAUAUUCUACUACUAAAGGUAUCAAUGGAACAUGAAGAUGAGUAUUUAGGCAGAAGCAAAACAGGAAACCAUCCUUACAAACAUGCUUACCUGCACAUCUGUUUGCAUGGUCAUGUGUACAUUCAAACAUGCACAUAAAGUGAUAAAGAAAAUCAGCCAUUAUUUCACUCCAGACUUGAUUCCAUCCUGAGAAUUCAUGUUUAUUAUUAAAUGUGUGUUAAAUAUGCAAGCAUAUCACAAAUGUUCCUUGUCCUUUCAAAGUGCAUUUGUUCAUCAAGAUCAAUAGAAUCUUACCAGUGGGUAGGAAAGGGUCAUAUAAAAUAUGAAGAAAUAGCCAUAUUAAAUUUUUAGCUGUCAUUUGCCUCCGCAACAAAGCGAGUGUAAGUGUGUAAUGCUGAAGCUAGAGUGAACUCAUGUGCCAGCAGAGGCCUCCUCUCUUUAUAGCAGUUCUGACAAUAGGUUUUGUGGGGUUUUUUGGGUUUUUUUUGUUUUUGUUUUUGUUUUUUUACAAACUCAAGAAGAACAGACUCACUUGAAAAAAUGGAUGCCAGUCACCUGGUUCCCACUACUGUCGUAGCAGAUAGCGAAGGGACAAUCUGAGACUUGUAGAGAUGAUUUAAUGAGAAGCACAAUUUUUAUUGUGACCAGUCACGUUCUAUCACCAGGCACUGUCUUGUCUUUGCCCCUGCCUUUUCUGUAACUCACCAUUUAUUGUAUUUACAAAUCUAGUAUGGGUUUUGAUCACACAAAGUUCUUUGUAUUGAGACGUCUAGGGCAGAGCUCUGGGGGAUCGUUAUUUUACAUUACCUGGCCUAGAGUAGCAUAUUAAACAACAGUCAUCAUUGCAAGUAGGAGGACCGUAAAUGGCAUUUUACAUGACUGCAAGUAUUGUUAUACCGAACCCUAUUUUAAAAGAGUUUUAGUAACGGUGAGCUGAGAAAUUCUGAUAAUGGUGAGCAGCAGGCGCAAGCCAUGCAGCCUGUGGACUGUGCACAUUGAUGUGUGGAGGCUGUUGAUUUCAACCUUUUUAAACUUGUGUUUUUUAGUAAAAUUGCUUAUUUUUUCCCAAAGGUGGAAUUUAAUGUUUUGUAAUGAUGAAUAUGAAAAUGCCUGUCAUCUUUACAUUAUUGAAAGGUUAACUAACAUGGGAAUUUCAGAGCAAAUUCCAAUACACUUUUAAAAAGCGUGUCUGCCCUCUCUCACUUCUAUGUAUUUGUUUAUCGACACACUCACCCUUUCUGAGAUAGCAUUUUGCUCCCUUGAUCCCCCCUUUUUUGUCCCUUCGAAAACUAAAUGCUUUGUAUUUCUUUCUUUUAAAAAUUUACUUUAAAGAAGAAGCCACUUGAACCUUCAAUAAAGGCUGUUGCCUAAGCAUGGCGUACUUCAUCUGUUCUCGCCUCUGCCAUCUGCUACGGUGUCGUCAGUUGUAUGGCGUUAAUUUCCUGCCACUAGAGAUAUUUUGAAGAUUGCUUGAAUGCUGGUGUCUGUUAGAAUGCUUCAGACUACAGAUGUAAUUAAAGGCUUUUCUUACUAUGUUUUAACCAAAGAUGUGGAGCAAUCCAAGCCGCAUAUCUACUGCAUUAAAUUUGUCCAUUUGGUCAUUCAUAAUCGGGUAUUGCAUUUUGCCUUCCCUGUCCAUACCUCAAAUUGAUUGAUACCUCAGUUUAAUUCAGAGAGGUUUUGCUAAGUGUUGGAUUCUCGUUGUGGUUUGAAUGCAACAGUGUACCCUUGAAGUAAACAGACAAGGGUCACUGCAGGCAUGAAGCUUGGAUUGCUUCAGAUGGUUUGCCGUAUCGUUUUUCUUCCUUUUCCUUUUCUGGGGACUUGUUUCCAUUCAAUGACAAUUAAAAUAGCUUGUAAAUGAGGGCAUACAAGCAUUUGCAACAAGUAUUCAAAUAGAGGCUCACAGCGGCAUAAGCUGGACUUUGUCGCCACUAGAUGACAAGAUGGUAUACCUAAGCUAACCACACGUGUGUAUCUCAAGGGACUUAAAUUCAGCUGUCUGUAGUGAAUUCAAGUGGGAAAUUUUCAAAAGUUUCUCCUGCUGGAAAUAAGGUAUAAUUUGUAUUUUGCAGACAAUUCAGUAAAGUUACUGGCUUUCUUAGUGA
Molecule: messenger RNA, 6363 nt
Organism: Mus caroli (Ryukyu mouse)
Lineage: Eukaryota; Metazoa; Chordata; Mammalia; Rodentia; Muridae
Gene: Mef2c
Product: myocyte enhancer factor 2C
Biological process (GO): positive regulation of transcription by RNA polymerase II; cell differentiation
Molecular function (GO): RNA polymerase II cis-regulatory region sequence-specific DNA binding; histone deacetylase binding; DNA-binding transcription factor activity, RNA polymerase II-specific
Source: RefSeq, a predicted model, not a curated record